UUAAAUACUUAUGAUAAUUUGACUGAAUAUUUGACUAUUCACAGUACGAAAGACUUGACGAACGGACGGACCACUGACCGUAUUGACGUUGGAAGGAACAACAGACGUUUACACAAGUGGGAAAAAACGGAAGAAAUUUCUGACGAGGCAGAGACAGAGAAUGACGAUGGUGAAGGGACAAACUUGGCCCAGUCUCUCAACUCAAUGACAUCACAUUUGUUGGAAAAGGCAGACGAAUCCUUGGAAAAUUCUUCAGAAAGGGAUGUUUUCAUUGAAGGCAACAAAAAUGAGGAUGGAACCUCGACGGAUCAGAAUGAGACGGACGAAAUGACCAGUGACGAGGAGGCAAGUCCCACCAAUGACCCCAAGACUGCCUCCAUCAGCACUUGGCAUGAUGAGGAGAUUGAGGACAAGAUGACGGACAAGCAAAAAUCCGACGGGAAUCCAACCACACCUAAAGGAUUGACCACUUGGAGUGCCGUGAAUGGAGGUGGAGGGUCUUACAUUAAGGGCUCCGUCCAGAAAAUUCCAAGCGAGUACACUGUUUCAGGGGCUCUGAGUUUCAACGGGGUCGACAGGUCAUCCACUUCGAGUGUUGACCUCGUAACAAAGGAAAGGUCAUCCACUAACCAACCCACCACUGAAAUUCCACGGACAACAAAAAAUGUUCAAUCAACAUCUGCAUCCACCUCGACUGUUCCCAUGCUAAAUUCGAAGAGGAGAAAGCCUUACCAUAAAAACAAGAAGGUGGUUCAGCCAUCCAAAUUUGUGAAACAACCUCUCGCCGAAAUUACUGCAGAGGCGAUCGGGACGGAUGCUACGCACACCAUUUACAAAACCAAAGUUAUCGACCCUCAGACUAAAGUUGCAGCUGAUUAUGCUUACACCACAAAAAAGCCCCAAUGGCCAUACCAAUUGCCGGUGAAGAAAAUUGUGACAACCAAACGUCCCAUGGCUUUCUCCAGAAUCACGGCCAAGCCAAAAAACCCUUACGUUCCCAAACGUCCUCUGACUCCCAUGACGCUAAGCAAUCCAACCACAACGACACCAUCCACGACCACAACCUACCAUAGAAAUCCGGCCCCCUUAAUGUACCCUUUCCCCACCAUCUCCUUUACCAACUUGGGAUUGAUGGACUUCCUAAGAAGCCAAAUUAUCCCACGCAUUGGUUUAUCCCUGAUCAGCUUCAUGGCAGCGUCCCCAUUAAUAUUGUCCAUGAUUGGGGCCACUGCCGUCGGGAGAAAGCGGCGCAGUUUAGACAAUACUCAAAUUCUAGACACUGACAGAGUACAAUUUGAGUAUAUUAGCAAUCCAAAUAUAAAAAAUUUGCCAAAAUUUGAUUUUUCCACAAUCAAAAAGAAAUUGAACAAAUUAGAAAUGAUUCACCAGAAAAAGCCAAGAAAAUCGAUUGCGACGCAGGUGACAGAAAUUGUAUCCAAACUGAUGAAGUCCAAGGCGUUUUCCAUGCUCAAGUCUAAAUUCCUCGAGGCACAUGACUCUUCGCAAUCUCCGCAAGAUUCGCGAAUUAGCAGAAACAAAUCCAAGCAUUGAUAAAUUCGACUAAAAAAGUAAUUGAUUUCUUGACCGUGAAAUGUGGUUUUAGAUCAAGUGGGCUUAUUUGUUAUUUAUUUUCAUACAUGGACGAAACAUUUGCCGAUCAGUAUUAUUUAUUAUAAAAAGAAUCAACAUAAUAUUUAAGCCCCUGCUGCAAUUAUUUUUUUGCUCACUCUAAAUGUAACUGAAUAAUGUGUGUGUGUGUGAAUGUCGUAUUAAAACCAUGCCAAGUGUGCUCAUACAUAUGAGGAAAUAAUUUGAAUGUAUUUGAAAUCCGUCCGAAUUAGCUUCUUACGACUUUAAAGGAUUGAAUUAACUUUGCCAUUUAUUGUCAAUGUCAUUGUUCAAGUUUGAAGUGAAAGAAACAUUUCGAAUUAAAAUGAAUGGUCAGUGACAGCAGUUGUGUGAGAUUCGCAUUUAUUUUUGCAAACUUUUAAUGAGCAGCAGGAAAUAUUAUUGAGUUUUCUUUCAAAGAUUUGAGACCCAGUGUGCCACAUAUUUGGUGCAUUGCCAUUGUAAGACGAGGUCCAGCAUGACUUUGCUAUUUUCCAUUUAUUUUCAUUUCUCAGCGUUAAAUAGCCAACUUGUGAAUUCGAGUCCAACACAUUUACCAAGUCGGUUGGAAUGGAUGUACAAACAAUCUUUUCGAUUUGUUUGGAUUGCUAAAUCUGCCCAUUGUCCACUACCACCUUUUUGCCAACUCAGCUUAAAUGUGUAUUUGUAUGUGCUUCUUGAAACCUCUCAUUCAUCAUUCCUGCAGGUAGGCAGAUAAUAAGUCUCUCUUGUAAUGAACAAAACUGACCGACAUAGAUCAUGUAUAUUAGGGACAUGCCUGUUAAUCACGGGUGAAUCACUCAAUGCAAUAAUAAUGGAGAUGAGGUGUUGUGAUCAGCACAAUGUGUUGUUGAAUCAGAUUCGUGUCAUGAUAUUAUUAUUAUUAUGAUUAUUAUUAAAUUGCGCAAAUUCAUCCAAACGUAAAUACUGGUACAAUUUGUUCCGAGAUAAGUUAUGUGGUUGUGAGACAUCUGUUGUAGGUCGUCAUUCUCGACAAGAUGCGAAUUAUAUGUAUAAAAUUAAUUUUGACGUCGAAAAGGAAAUCUGACAUAAACUGGACUCGAAAAAAAAGACUACGGUUCUAGACAUUCCAAAACUGGUAAUGUUCAUCGUAACACUCGAAAGACAUCUGCUUUUAAUUAUGUGUAUUGUUAAAACCAACAUUUUUGCAUAAUCAGAGGGUGCUUCCGGCUAUAUUUAUUCUUAUUAGUGUUCUUAGUGGUUAAUAAUUUAUUACUCAUUGAAUAUGUUGAAGUUAUCUAUUUAUUAAUGUCUUUUGAAUAAAAAGCUAAAAAUAAAAUAAAUUGUAACUGUUGUGCAA
Molecule: messenger RNA, 2929 nt
Organism: Folsomia candida
Lineage: Eukaryota; Metazoa; Arthropoda; Collembola; Entomobryomorpha; Isotomidae
Exons: 3
Coding region: 205-1551 (448 amino acids)
Source: RefSeq, a predicted model, not a curated record